UUGUUUUUCAUGUAAACAAACAAAACAUGCGACACAUUCUUGUUUAUUUAAAAAUAAUGUAAGCAACAUAGUCUUUUGCAGCAUACAGGAGUGUUUUAUCUAUUUUAACUAAUUUGUUAUAUUUUUAUUCUAAUUACUGUUUUUUUUUUCUAAAUAUUUUGCAUAAGUAACAGCCGCUUAAAUCAUAAAGUUUAUGUACGAAAAGAAAUGUAAUUUAAAUUCUUCUAUAUAAUUAAAUACCAUGCAAUUUCACGAUACUUAAAGGUUUUUUAUUUAAAAUAAAACAAUUUGUUAUUCUCAAACAACAAAGAUGCAUUUAAAGACAGUUUAAAAAACAGUGUUAAUAAAAAAAAACAAAGUAUCAUAAAGCAAGUAUCAUAACACUACUAUAUUUUUUAAGAAAGCAACAUAACUUAUUGAUUCUAUAAUUAUAUUCAUCUUUCCAUUCGUUUUUAAGAAAUAAAGAUAUUUUACGUAUUAUUAUUUUUCUAGCAGUCAUACAAUUUAAUUCAUUUUAACAUUUUAACAUGGCAUUGCAUACACAAAAAAGAAACAAAAAUUUGUCUGCAAACGAUAAUUUGACUGAGUCAAUCAAAAAGAAAUACUCAAAAUUAUUGAAAUCAACCAAUGAAAUAUGGUUGGUUAGAUAUCCGCUGGCAGAUAUUAAUACCAGUUCUCUGCCUACUACUAGAGAUGUCUACAGAUUUUUUAGGUUUAUACUAUUUAAAGAUUUUUUUAACUUAAAUUUUUUAUUUCCAAAAAUAACUUUAUUUUUCAAUUAGAAAAUAGACUUCAAUUCAUCUUUUGUUUACUUGUUAAGGUAUCAAUUAAAAAUGAUGAACAGUUCGCUUCAAGUGUUUUCUAAAUGUACAAAAAGAAUGUACUAAAAACAACAUUUCAAAAUUAAAAUUAGCUGCAAUAUUAACGAUGAAAACCGUUAAAGUAUUUUGGGAUAAAGCUGAUAUUCCUUGCAAGCAGGAAAAGUAUAUUGUUGAAAGUAUUAUUAAGUUACAUGAUAAAUGGAGAAGUCUUGCAAAGUUUAAACAUAAAUGUUUUUCAAAAAAAGAUUUACUUAUUCAAGACUUCAAAAAAAUAAUGGAUAAUAUAUUUGAUAUUAGUUCUCCGAAUUGGAAAGAAUAUGUUAAAAAAACCACAUCAAAUUUAAAUGCAGAAGAAGAUAUUAUCUGGUUUUUAGCACUCAAAAGUGGAGUAAAAGUGGAGGGCUAGAUGGAAAAGAUAAUUUUUGAAAUUGAGUGUCAAAAGAAAAAUAAAGGUGGAGGAAAAAGAAAAAUUAAGAAUCAAUAAAGAAAAAAAAAGAAAAAGAAAUGAUAAAGAAGUUGAUUUCAGCAUUUAUAAAAGUGAUAGUGACUCAACUGAAGAAUCAUUUUUUGCUGGGUCUAGAAGUUCUAUGUACUCAGAUUCUCAGAGCUCUUCUAAAAUUGAUUAUGAAGUAAAUAAUUUUGAAUCUUCUACAGAUGUAGUGGAAAAUGUUGUAUCAGAUAAUAUCAAUUUAAUUUUGACAAGAAACUUUGUUUGUCAUCCAAUGAUAACAGCAACAGCUGAUAGAUCUAAACUAUCAAACGCACAGCUUAUGAUGAAUGUUUCAGCAAUCCUGGUUCUAGGUGGUGUUAAAGCUAAUGAUGUAGAUAUUUCACUAAACACAAUUAGAAGAGCACGUAAGCAAAAUAGACAAAUUAUGGCAAGAAAUAUAAUUGAAGAAUUUAAAAAAAAAGUUAGAUUAGAUUAUUUAACUCUUCACUGGGAUGGGAAACUUAUGAAGCAAAUAUCUGGUAAAAAGUUUGACUAUUUAACUGUUUUAGUAAGUGGUUUUCUAAACUGCGAGGAAGGUAAAAUUCUAUCUAUUAAACCUAUUCAGUCAGGCACAGGACAUUCUAUAUGUAAAGGAAUCAUCGAAGAUUUAGAAAAAUUGGAUCUUAAAGAUAAUAUUGUUGCCCAAGUUUUCGAUACAACGGCUUGUAAUACUGGAGUAAGAAACGAAGCAGCAACUCUUCUUGAAGAAUGCAAAUCUAUAAAAACGCUUCUCUGGCUUGCAUGUCGUCAUCAUGUUUUAGAAUUAAUCCUAGGGUCGUUUUGGAAAGCUUUAUUUCAAAAAGAGACAUCAUCUGAUGAUAAUAUAGAGUUUUAAAAUUUUCAAAAAGAAUGGCUUCACUAAAAAAAUUCCUGUCAAACUUUCAAAUAGAUCCCCUGAUCUUGAAAAUUCAUUCUUAAAACAAAAAGCAAAUGAAACUCGCAAUUUCUUAGAAAAAGUAUUGCAGUCUAAGCAUCAUCCAAGAGACGAUUACAAAGAGGCUGCAGAACUAGCAAUUUUUCUAUUAGGUGGAGAAGAGCCCAAGAAAUAGAAAACAUGUGGUGCUCACCAUCAUGCAAGAUGGAUGGCGCAUUUGCUUUAUGCACCAAAGAUGUUAAUAUUUAAAAAAGAUUUAACCAAAUCUGAUUUAAAAAACCUUAAAAUAUUUUUGACUUUUAGCUCAGCCAUUUACAUUAAAGCUUGGUUAGAAGCGCCAAAGGCUUGCGAUGCACCAAUUAAUGAUAUAAAAUUAUUUAAUGAUCUAGAAGCACUUAAAGGUAUUCCAAACUUCGGUGUACCUGCUAAAAAAGCUCAAUAUGUUUUAAGCAGACCCUCUUGGUAUCUAACCGAGCAGGUGUCGGUAUUAAGUUUAUUUUCAAAUAAACUUUCUCUAAAUGAUAAAGAUAAAAUUGCAAAAAAAAAAUGCUAGUAUAUGGAAAACCACUUGGUAUCAAUUGCGGUAAACCAACUCUUCCACUGGUUAGAAAAAAUUCCGAUAUUAAUUCUUAUAUUGGGAAAAAGUCUUGGUUAAUUUUUCUUAAUUUAAAAGAUGAUAGAAAAUGGAUUAAAAUUCCUUCUUCAGAAUGGGACGACAAUGCUUAUUAUUUGAAAAUGUUGCUGUUUAUCAAAACUCUAAAAGUGACUAAUGACGCGGCUGAGAGAGGAAUUAAGUUGUGUUCCGAUUAUCUCCAAAUACUUAUUAAGGUAAGCCGUAAAAUGAGUUGAGAAGGCAAUUAAAAAAUCUACAUAAUCAUAAAAAUUUACUAUUAGAACAGAUUAAAAUAAAAUUUCUUAUCUUAAGGACGAGGCUGUACGAAACGAAGUUUUUAACGUGGUUGAAAAUCACAGAAAAGUUGUAGGCAAUUGUAAUAAGAAGCAAUUAUUCGUUGAUUUAGCUGAGUAUAAAUAAUAACCGCUUUUUUAUUA
Molecule: messenger RNA, 3235 nt
Organism: Hydra vulgaris (swiftwater hydra)
Lineage: Eukaryota; Metazoa; Cnidaria; Hydrozoa; Anthoathecata; Hydridae
Source: RefSeq, a predicted model, not a curated record